AGUUCGCGUGUCAAACAUAAGACGCACGCAGACGCAGGCAAAUAAGAAAGAAAGAGAAGGCAAACAUUUCUCGUUGAAACACCUCCACACAAAAGAAUCUUGCUCAAACAUCUCCACCCACCUCCUCCCUCUUCUUUUCUCAGAUUCAGCGACAACAACAGAAGCCCCCGUAAAACAUCAAACAAGACACGACAAGCCGCUACUGUUGUGUUGUGUUGUGUUUUCCAAGACAACCAUGUCUUCUUCAUCCAGAUCGUUGAUUAAUCGCGCGGUUCCGUUUAUUACAUCUCGAAUUCGUGAGAAUAGUCGAUUGAUGAUAAUUAGUAGAAGAGGAAGAUGUUAUUCAUCUUCUUCCACCGAGCCUCUGUCUGAACCUCAAUCAUCAUCCUCCUCCGAAUCUAUUCAGAUGACAGAUAAUUUUGUUAGGAGGAUGAAAGAAUUACAAGUAGACGAAGACAAAGAGAAAAUGCUUCGGUUAAGCAUAGAAGCUGGUGGAUGUUCCGGGUUCCAAUAUAAUUUCACGCUUGAUGAUAAGACUACUUCAGAUGACAGGAUAUUUGAGAGGGACGGUGUUAAACUGGUGGUAGACAAAAUUUCAUAUGACUUUGUAAAAGGCUCGACUGUUGAUUAUGUGGAGGAACUGAUACGUUCUGCAUUUCAGGUGGCAUCAAAUCCAAGUGCAGUUGGUGGAUGUAGCUGUAAAAGUUCCUUCAUGAUAGGAUAAAGUGUUGUUAUCGAUACAAAAAAAAAAAGCAACUAUUUUUAAGAGCAUAAUAGUUGAAAUAUCAUUGGCUGGCUUCACUUGUACGAAAGCCUUGCCAUAUUUAUUUGAUAAGUUAAUUGUUAAACAUUGCGCUCAGUGUAAGGAGAUACAGAGUAACCUGGGUGUGUACAAUUUUUGGGAACUUAUAAUUCCUAUAUCUUAUAGUUAACUUGG
Molecule: messenger RNA, 937 nt
Organism: Daucus carota subsp. sativus
Lineage: Eukaryota; Viridiplantae; Streptophyta; Magnoliopsida; Apiales; Apiaceae
Product: iron-sulfur assembly protein IscA-like 2, mitochondrial
Exons: 4
Coding region: 236-724 (162 amino acids)
Biological process (GO): iron-sulfur cluster assembly
Cellular component (GO): mitochondrion
Molecular function (GO): 4 iron, 4 sulfur cluster binding; 2 iron, 2 sulfur cluster binding; iron ion binding
Source: RefSeq, a predicted model, not a curated record